AUGGACUCACUUUUUGGUCUCUCCAAAAUGAUGUCCAGAUGGAUGUGCAUCCACUUGCUUCACCUCCUCAACUUCACUACUUCAUCACACUGGUGCUCCAUGUUGUUCAUCAACAAAGUAUUUGAAGCUGGAAGCUGGGAUGUUUCUCUUCCCCCUUCUCCAACUCCCCCAUCCAACACAGAGCAAGAACAAGCUGCACCUCCUGCACUUUCACUUGCAACAGGCAGCAGCACAAUCCUCCCUUCUCCUGUCACUUGCCCAAUCUUUGCAAGGAUAUCAUCCAUUGUGACCUCAGCAGGUCAUUCUUCCCCACCAGUUCAAGGUACACUGGCUUCAAGAAACAUACCUUUGGGAGAAGAAAGCUCUCUUGCUUACAGGAGCUGGAACACUGCUGAAGGACAUCAAUGCAAUGAAUCCUUUUCCUCUCUGCAGUCUUACAUGUCUCAGGUUGCUCUGUCAGCCAAGUAUCCUUGGUUUGAGAAGAUGCACAAGAUGAUGAACAAACACAUGUUGGCAGACCUGGCUGUCCUCCUCACAACACCUAGCCUGGUUGUUGCUGGCAACAAGGAUUCCAAUCAUGUGCUGCCCAGUGGCAAUCCCGUGGAGGAAUCCAGCAAUGCAGACCUUGACCAUGCAGUGCAUGCCUGCAGCCUGCCCCCACUACAUGACCUGGUGGAUGCUGCUCCCAGGAAUGCUGGAGAUUACCCCAAUUUUGACAUCUCAACACCACCCCCACAUCUCAUCCAAUCAGAUGCCCUUGUCUCAAAUCUCUUGAUGUUCUCAAACUGGGCCUCACCUUUGCAACCAAAUGGCUACAAGCACAAGCAUAGCAAUGUUGAACAGAAGCAGGAUUCCCUUGCAGAGGCUUUCUAUCAAUCUUUGAUAGAAAGCCUAUCAAUUUGCCUCAAGCUUGCACAGGAGCACACCAAGCAAGAAGCACAGCACACCAAGCAGGAAGAAUUGUGGUUACAGCAUGAGCACAUGGAAAGGAAGUGA
Ustilago hordei is the source of this 996-nucleotide messenger RNA. RefSeq lists its product as uncharacterized. Bases 1 to 996 code for a protein of 331 amino acids. The record is from RefSeq and is a predicted model, not a curated record. Lineage: Eukaryota; Fungi; Basidiomycota; Ustilaginomycetes; Ustilaginales; Ustilaginaceae. The transcript has 3 exons.